AUGUUCUCGAAAGUUGCUACUAGAACGUUUUCCUCAUCAGCCUCAACUGCUUACAAAGUUGCAGUCUUGGGUGCUGGAGGUGGAAUUGGUCAGCCAUUGUCCUUGUUGUUGAAGUUGAACCAUAAGGUCACCGACUUGGCGCUUUACGAUAUCAAGGGCGCACCCGGUGUUGCUGCUGAUGUUUCGCAUAUUCCCACCGACUCCAGCGUUAAAGGCUACAAUCCAGACCAAUUGAAAGAGGCUUUGACUGGCGCCGAUGUCAUUGUCAUCCCUGCUGGUGUUCCAAGAAAGCCAGGUAUGACCAGAGACGACUUGUUCAACACCAAUGCCUCGAUUGUCAGAGACUUGGCCAAGGCCGCUGCCGACUAUGCCCCCAACGCCGCAGUGGCCAUCAUUGCCAACCCCGUCAACUCGACCGUCCCCAUUGUUGCUGAGGUGUUCAAGUCCAAGGGAGUCUACGACCCCAAGAAGUUGUUUGGUGUCACCACUUUGGACGUCUUGAGAGCUGCUAGAUUUGUCUCCGAGGUUGCCCACACCAACCCCGUUAACGAGCACGUGCCAGUUGUCGGUGGCCACUCUGGUAUCACCAUUAUCCCAUUGUUGUCGCAGACCACGCACAAGGACUUGGCUGCUGACGUUAGAGACCCAUUGGUGCACAGAAUCCAAUUUGGCGGUGACGAAGUUGUCAAGGCUAAAGACGGUGCUGGAUCAGCUACUUUGUCGAUGGCUCAAGCCGGUGCCAGAUUCACUGGUGCCUUGUUGAAUGGUUUGGCGGGCGAGAAGGAUGUUAUCGAGUGCACUUUUGUCGACUCUCCGUUAUUCAAAGACGAAGGUGUUGACUUUUUCAGUUCCAAGGUCACUUUGGGACCAGAGGGUGUCAAGCAAGUCCACGGCUUGGGUAACAUUUCCGAUUACGAAGAAGGUUUGGUUAAGGAAGCUAAGGAUACCUUGAUUAAGAACAUUCAAAAGGGAGUUGAAUUUGUUAAGCAAAACCCAUAA
Molecule: messenger RNA, 999 nt
Organism: Lodderomyces beijingensis
Lineage: Eukaryota; Fungi; Ascomycota; Pichiomycetes; Serinales; Debaryomycetaceae
Source: the annotation of a GenBank genome assembly